Passer montanus (Eurasian tree sparrow) is the source of this 1533-nucleotide messenger RNA. RefSeq names its product CRACD-like protein. Bases 38 to 1078 code for a protein of 346 amino acids. The record is from RefSeq and is a predicted model, not a curated record. The transcript is spliced from 2 exons. Lineage: Eukaryota; Metazoa; Chordata; Aves; Passeriformes; Passeridae.
UUUGCUACAAGAACUGGAUCCCUCGGAGGGAACCAAAAUGCUGCUUGGAAAAACAAACAAAACGAACAAAAAAACCCCAAAAACGCUCAUCCCGCUCAGGAACUCCCGCUCCUUUGUCUGCCCCCCAAAUUCCAGAGCUGCUCUUGAGAUGUCCCCCUGGAGAGAACCAGGGUUGGAUUCUGCUCCUGCUUGGAAUUCAAGUAUCCAGGAGGGCAUCGCAGCUCUCCAGAAGGAGGUCCCAACCCCAAGGAGGAUGUCCCAGGCCUCGAGGGGAGCGUGCUGGAGCCUGGGAAGGGAAUCCCACACCUUGAGGAGGACAGCCUGGUCUGGAGGAGGAGGAGAUCCCAGCUCCAAGGAGGGCACCUCCAGGAGGGGAUCCAAGAUCUUGGGAAGGUCAUCCCAGCCCUCAGGGAGGGUAUCCCAACCUCUGAGGAGGGAAUCCCAGCCUUUAAGCACGGCAUCCUACUCCAAGGAGGACAUUCCAGACCCCAAGAAGGGUAUCCCAGCCCCUGAGGAGGGAAUCCCAACCCCAAGGAGAGCAUUCCAGACCUCGAGGAGAGCAUCCCAACCCCGAGCAGGGCUUCCCAGACCCCAAGGAGGGACAGCCAGACCUCAAGGAGGACAUCUCAGCUCCAAGGAGGACAUCCCAGCUCCAAGGAGGGCAUUCCAGACCUCGAGGAGAGCAUUCCAGACCUCGAGGAGAGCAUCCCAGCUCCAAGGAGAGCAUUCCAGCCCUGCAGCUGCGAAGGAGGGGGCUGGGAGGCAGCUGAUCCUCCAGGAUCCCGGUGUUCCCGCUCCGUUGGGUCGCCUUCUCCCACCAGGCAUUCCCAGAGUUUGUCCUUUGGGCGCGCUUCUGGCCGGACGCGCGCGCGGUCGGCGCCGGGACACGAGGAGAAGCCCAGGGGAUGCUGAGGGGAGGCCAGCGCCCCUUUCCCUGUCCCCUCUUGCUUUGGCAAUGGUCACAGGCUACAUGCUCCCGGGAAAACCCAAAAAAAAAAAAAAUUGGGGGGAAAAAUAUUGUAAAAAAAGGCAGGAAAAUGGCCACCAAAAGUGGUGGGAAAGCGACCAAAGGGGAUGAGACUGGCAGGUGCUCCCGGUCCAUCCGGAGUUCUCUUGGGUAUUGCAGUGAGUGUGUUGUUAGCACGUGGCAAAGCUACAUAAGAGAAGAUGCUACAUUCCUUGGAAAACAAAAAUAGUGCUGAGUUGGAUUUGUUCUGAGUUCGGUGGGGUUUUCCCCUUGGAAAGCCACCUUUUCCACGGAGGCAGGGAAAGGGAGUGGCAGGAAAAAGGAACCUCGUCCUCAGCCAGCCUGGGCUGCUCCCAGCAGGGGUGGGAGAGAACUGGGAGCGUCCAGGACGAGGUCUGGGAACAGUCUGGGGUCGUUGGCAGUCGCAGCCCUCGGAGGGAAUUUUCACCUCUCCUUCCCCCCUGCCUCACACCUGGUCCUCGCUCCCUCUCCCUUCCCAGGGAAGGCGUCCAGGGCAGAUUUUUUGUGGGGGAAGGAGAUUGAAAAUUUAAAAAAAAAAAAAAAAA